GUGACGGUGACUCCAUCACUUCACGCUCACGACUCGCACUGUGACCCGCCCUCGCCCUCGCACUCGCAAUCGCCCUCGCACUCGCCCUCGCCCUCGCCCUCGCACUCGCACUCGCACUUGCGACUCUUGACUCGGACACGCAACUCGAUGGGAGUAAAUGGCGAGUGUGAGUGGCUUCGUCAUCAUCGUAUCCUCUCGCGCAGCGCCAACGAGCACAUCAACCCGACAGCAACAGGAGCGAAGCCUUCAACAACUCUUCUCCCAGGCAGUCUCCGCCAAGCGAGCCAUCCAUCAUGACAUCCCUCGCUCCCACACUCUCCACCAUUCCCGGCACACCUCCUGCAUCGGCUACUCCAUCGGCCAUCAACUCGCCGCGCGGUCGCUCAGACAGUCUGGAAGAUGUCAGGCAUGGUGCGAGUCCCCUCGCGAAUCGCACCGCAAGGCCCUUCUACUCUUCCAGCGGCACCUCCAGCUCGAGCUCGAGCUCGCAUCCGCUCUCCAGAAGAGUCAAGGAGAUCCUCUUGGCACCGCCGCCAACCGAGCAAGAAAUGCUGGAAACGCGUCAAGCGCUGGAUCAAAUCGGGGAGGCUUACUCGACUUCGACCGCGAACGCGAAUGGCGAGAGGAGCCAUCCUAGCGUAACGCCUAAAGCUGCGACCACCGUGGACUUGGAACGAGCGAGAAGGCGCUUGGAUCGCGAUUUGAGGCGAGAUGCCGAUCGAGCUGCCAAGGAUUUUCAAAAGGUGUUGGGCGGCGUGGAUCGAGCCCUGGCUGCUUUGGUAGCUAACAACGAAGCAAUGCACGCCGCAGUCAACGACGUCGAUGCUCGCCUGCACGCCGCUUCCGUCGCCAGCGCUCAUUUGAGGGAACAUGCCUCCGGUCUGAACAGGCAGAGAAGCACCGCGGAGAAUCAGAGGCAGAUCCUGCAACUCUUCCUCCAGCGCUUCACUCUCUCAGCAGACGAGACGAACAGCAUCUACUCCCGCGAUAUGCCUGUGGGCGCCGAGCUGUUUCGUACGAUGGACAGGAUUGAAAAGAUACGCAGCGACUGUCAGGUCCUGCUCGUGGGACGCGAAGUGGGAGAGAAGGGCGGCAUGCGUGCAGGCAUGGAUCUGAUGGAUACGACGGCGACCCAACUUGAUGCUGCGCAGAAUAAGAUUGCUCGUUGGCUUUCGUUCGAGUUCCGACAGCCGCCCCGAGACGGUAUGGAGGUGGGGCCUGCUAUGAGGGAAUCGGUCAAGCGGCUCGAGGCCCGACCUGAUCUGCUCAGAUCUGCAUUGCAAGUCCUGGCUGGAACGAGGGCAACUUUUCUCUCCCAAGCAUUCCACGCAGCACUCACACAAGGCGGUCCAGCACCCUCCUACCUGCCUCGGCCUAUCGAGGUGCACGCGCACGACCCCCAAAGAUAUGUGGGAGAUAUGCUGGCAUGGGUGCAUCAAUCCGUAGCUUCAGAAAGGGAAUUCCUGAUCGGUCUCUUUGGACGAGAAGAGGAAGAGGUCAAAAUCGGCAGGAGAGUUGGCGAGAGGAGGAAAGGCAUAGAGAGCGUUGACUGGUCCAGCGCGACACUGAGCAGCGGAGAGAGAGAGACAGAGAGAAGGGUGCGGGAAGUGCUAGAUCGAGUGAUGGAAGGGUGCGCCCGGCCGCUCAAGCUACGAAUUGAACAGACAGUCUCCUCUCAAGAGGGUUGCAUCACUUCGUUCCGGCUCGCAAGUCUUGUGCACUUUUAUCACAUCACGAUGGAACGGACGAUCGGGACCAAGGCUGCUCUCAGUAGGAUCCUUAGAGAAAUCAGCGCCACGUCGUACGAGUCCUUCCUCUCUACCCUGGAUCGGCAAGCUCAAGGAUUGGAACGCUUUGCUUCGGGCCCUCAAGCGGACUUGAGAGCGCCGCCUCCUUUGCUGGGCGCUUCCAGCACGCUCAAGGAGCUCUUAGCUGUCCAUCACUCAUCCAUCUCCGAACAGGACCAGUUCGGUAACGCGCUGCCCUUGAUGGGCCAAUCCCGCGCGCCAACAGGUCCUAGUCAGCCUGAUGAAGCGCGCGAGGCGGAUCCCAUGGAAAGGGUGCUCAGCAAGCUUGUGGAUCCCAUGCUUGAGAUGUGUGCCCGCAUGGCAGAAGUGCACAUCAAGAAGGUAUCGAGGAAAUCGGAAAGCUUGGCGAAUUGGGAGGCUGCCAUCUUUUUGUGCAAUUGUUUCGCGCACGUCAAGACAAUCCUUGAGCCUUACGCUUUUGCAGCCAUGGCCACCGACAAGAUUUUGAGCUGCAUUCGCGACCAGAUCAAAGACCUAAUCACCGCUCAUCAUGGGCAACUCAAAAAGGAAAGCGGCCUUGAACCUCUAUUGACUGCCAUCGAGGCAAGACCCACCGGGGCUACUCUCGCAUCCCAGACUGCUUCAUCGCCUGCUGCUGUUCGAUCUUGCUUGUCGACCUUCGACGUCUUCCUCAAUUCGAGCUCGUUGGUCGACCCCGCACCUUUGAAGCCAAUCUCAGAUCCAAGUAUCAGGAGUCAGAUACAGAGUGGCGCCCUCCACCUGUUGGCCAGGGAUUACGAAAUCAUCGUCGCAGAAUUGCGGAAAGAGGAUGGUGCUCCAGCGUCGGAUGCGAACUCAGCCCUGCUUCAGAGGAGUCCCAUGGAUGUUAGAUUGUUGCUCGGGCUCGACAUUUGAGCAUCUCGCUCGUCUCGACCGGUUCUUGGGUGGUACAGAUACGGUACAGAGGCAAAUGUAUAAAUCAACAUGGCGGUGCGCAUUGACACGCAAUGACAGGGCUACGUCG
This is a messenger RNA of Ceraceosorus guamensis, 2772 nucleotides long. Its product is annotated as oligomeric complex COG6. The record is from RefSeq and is a predicted model, not a curated record. The transcript is spliced from 10 exons. Bases 294 to 2663 code for a protein of 789 amino acids. NCBI's taxonomy places the organism in Eukaryota, Fungi, Basidiomycota, Exobasidiomycetes, Ceraceosorales, Ceraceosoraceae. Gene Ontology annotation, biological process: intra-Golgi vesicle-mediated transport. Gene Ontology annotation, cellular component: COG complex.